Messenger RNA from Molossus molossus (Pallas's mastiff bat), 2861 nucleotides. It is a transcript of the gene MYCBPAP, whose product is annotated as MYCBP associated protein. Bases 23 to 2818 code for a protein of 931 amino acids. The transcript has 19 exons. The record is from RefSeq and is a predicted model, not a curated record. NCBI's taxonomy places the organism in Eukaryota, Metazoa, Chordata, Mammalia, Chiroptera, Molossidae.
CGCUCUCGGGCCGAGCGGCACAAUGAAGGCUCUAAAGAAAGACUCCCGCCUCAGAAUACCUUCAAGCAGAUUCUUGGAGGCCGCAGAGAGCUUGAAAGAAAAGAAGCGGGCAAAGGUACCUGAACAGCCCACACCACCUAUUCAGGAAGAACCUGAGCCUGUUAGCAAUGUCCUACAAGGAGAUGACAUACUUGCCUUAGCCAUUAAGAAGGAAGACUUGGAGAAGCAACACAUUCCUCGCUUUAUUGAAACAGGAGACAAACCUGUCAUUACCCAAAAAUUUAUCAUUCGUAAACUCAAACCCAAGGAUCCUAGGAGGAAGGUCCGCCACUUUGUAGCACAUCCUGCCACUCCAGAUGCAACCACAAAGCCACUGGACUACUCUGGUCCAGGUGACAAUUUCUAUGCCAGUGAGCAGAUCCUGCCCCACCACAUCUUGGGGAGUCUCCAGGACCUCAGGAGAAUUGCAGUUGCGCGAGGGAACCUGCAGCUGGCUGAGCUGAUACACACGCCGCCCUGUCUGAUGACCCUCACCUCAGCGACAGAAGAGCCUACGCAGAAAGCACCCAGAGAGGAGAAGGCAUGUCCCUGGGCUCCGCCUGCUCAGCACAACUUUAUGAAGAACUGGCAGCGCAACCUGGCCCUGUGGAAGAGGCAGCAGCAGGCGCUCAGCGAGUACUUGAAGAAGCCUGUUGGCGAGCUGCUGGUGCACGCGGGGGAGACCUACAGACGGAUCCAGGAGGAGCGGGAGCUCAUUGACCGGAUACUGCCCACGCAGCAUGAUGGGAAGUGCUCUGAGGAGACCAGCGGGUUCUGGAGUCGACUGGAAUACUUGGGAGAUGAAAUGACGGGUCUGGUAAUGACAAAGACAAAAGCUCAGCGUGGCAUCCUGGAGCCGAUCACUCGCAUCAGGAAGCCGCACUCCAUCCAGGAGGAGAUGGGAUUGCUGGCCCGGAAGGAUGCUUCAUACCGCUACACCUGGGACCGGAGUCUGUUUCUGACUUACCGACGCAAGGAGCUGCAGAGCAUCAUGGCAGAGCUGGAUUUUAGCCAGCAGGAUAUUGAUGGCCUGGAGGUGGUGGGCAGAGGGCAGCCUUUCUCAGCGGUGACAGUGGAAGACGUCUCAGUGCUUGAAAGGAGAGAGAGCAGUUCGUUGGGAGACACAGAGAACGUAAAUGCAUUGACAGAAUACGCUGGUGUCCCCAUGCCUAUUCUUGGCCCUUCUCUGCUGUUCUGUGGGAAGCCAGCCUGCUGGGUCAGAGGCAGUAACGCACAGGACGAGAAGCAGGUUGGAAUUGCUGUCCGCUUGACCUUUGAAACUCUAGAAGGGCAGAAAACAUCUUCGGAGCUGCCUGUGGUCAAUAAUGGCACAGUAGCCAUUUGGUAUGACUGGCGGCGGCAGUUGCAGCCGGACUCUUUCCAAGACCUGAAGAAAAACAGGACACAGCGGUUUUACUUCAAUAACCGGGAAGGUGUGAUUCUGCCUGGAGAAACAAAAAUCUUCACCUUCUUCUUCAAGUCUGUGAAUGCUGGCAUCUUCAGGGAAUUUUGGGAGUUUGGAACUCACCCCACCCUGCUGGGAGGUGCUGUCCUACAGGUCAACCUCCAUGCAAUCUCCCUGGCCCAGGACAUUUAUCUGGAUGAGAGGAAGUCACUGGAGAAAGAGCUGGCUUCCCAACAGGCAGUCACCAUCAUGCAGGGCACGCUGCAGGAGCUGCUGGAGGGCAUCCUGACCCCGGAGCGUGUGCAGUCCCCUGUGGACUCCUGUCUCACGGAGGAGGACCUGUUCCACCACAGGAAUCCUCAGCUGCAUUACCAGUACCAAGUGGUACAAAGCCUGCAUAGACUGUGGAACCAGUAUAUGACCCCGGCCUUGAAGGCCAGGGAGGUCAGGCCGGGCGAGGAGGAGCACCUGGACCCCAGGUCCUGGAUCCAGUCAGGCCAUUUAGAGAAGGCCCCAGCCUUGGAAUCCCAAGUGUCCUGGCCGGAGGAUGUGGUCCUCAGGGACUCCCAAGAUUCUUUCAAGACCCAGAAGGGCAAAAUAGGGGCCAAGGUUUCUCAGCGGAAGAGCAUCAUGGAGGAGCUCCUGGUGGAGGGGAGCCAGGACCCGGAGAGGGCCAAGAGCCCCAGGGAUCUGGAGGGCCUUCCGCUGAAGUGGAACCUUUGCCUGGAGGACUUCAGAAAGGCAGCGAUGACACUCCCUGAGGAGAACCAGAGAGAAGACGACCUAAUCAGGCUCAACAAAGCAGCCCUGGAGCUGUGCCAGGAGCAGAGGCCACUGCAGUCUGACUUCCUGUACCAGAUGUGUUUGCAGCUGUGGCGGGAUGUGAUUGACAGCAUGGUGAGCCACUCCCUGUGGCUGAGGUCUCUGCUGGGCCUGCCUGAGAAGGAGACCAUCUAUUUGAACAUGCCAGAAGAGCAAGAUCGAAAAUCACCUUCCGUCACAGAAACGAAGCUGACUUCCGGGAGAGUUGGGAAGGAGGAUCGGAGAGCCGCAGCCCAGGAAAAGAAGCAGUUGGGAAUCAAAGACAAAGAAGAUAAAAAAGGAGCCAAGAUGCUAGGGAAAGAGGACCGUUUAAACAGCAGGAAGCACAAGACAAAGGAUGACAAGAAGCCUAUGAAAUCUUCAAGUCGGGACAGGCUUUCCUUGGAAGACCCUACCCCUGACAGCACCACCCCUUCUCAGGAGCCCAUAGACCCCCUGGUCAAGGAGAAAUACACCCAGAGGCUGCAAACUAAGGUCUAUGAGCUGCUGGACACCCUGGUGACUGACCUGAUGGUUCUGGCUGACGAGCUCAGCCCCAUCAAGAAUGUUUAGAAGCCUUUGCAUCUUUGCACUUGACCCGUGUGUCCGAGCAGCC